Solanum tuberosum (potato) is the source of this 1036-nucleotide messenger RNA. RefSeq names its product probable protein phosphatase 2C 75. Gene Ontology annotation, molecular function: protein serine/threonine phosphatase activity; cation binding. Gene Ontology annotation, biological process: protein dephosphorylation. The record is from RefSeq and is a predicted model, not a curated record. NCBI's taxonomy places the organism in Eukaryota, Viridiplantae, Streptophyta, Magnoliopsida, Solanales, Solanaceae. Bases 11 to 1015 code for a protein of 334 amino acids. The transcript is spliced from 4 exons.
UGGGAAGAAGAUGGAAUCCUCGUCUUCUCGUCAAGCGGAGACAGUGGUUGGAGCAAUUUCUAUACCUGGAAGGCAGCGUGUAAUGGAAGAUACAAUUUCAAUUCGACCUAAUCUUUGCUUACCGGAGAUCAAUCAACGCCGACCCAUUGAUUUCUUUGCUGUUUACGAUGGACAUGGUGGACGUCAUGUAGCUUCAAUGUGUAAAGAGAGAAUGCAUGAGGUACUAGAAGAAGAGCUGAUGCGCAUGAGAAACAACGUAGACAUGGGCGGUAACGGUGGAAGACGACAACCAUUGGAAGGGCAGAGGAUGGAGGAAGCAUGGAGAAGAGUAUUCAAAAGUUGCUUCUUGAAGAUAGAUGAGAUGGCAUCAUGCAUAUGUAGUGAAUGUGGUGGUGUAGGCUACGAAUGUGGCUGCCCACCGAGCGUAUUGAAACCACCGACGGGCUCCACUGCAGUGGUGGUAGUUUUGACGGACGAGACUAUCAUUGUAGCAAACUGUGGUGACUCACGCGCUGUUCUUAGCCGCAGUGGAAGUGCGAUCCCUCUUUCUUAUGAUCACAAGCCAGACAAACGAGAAGAACGUGCCAGAAUAGAGGCAUGUGGAGGUCGAGUUGUUUUUACGGAUGGAGCACGAGUUGAAGGAGUACUUUCCAUGUCUAGGGCAAUAGGAGACAACAAUUUAAAGCCAUAUAUGACAUCGGAGCCAGAGAUGACCUUCACAAAAAGGGAAGCAGAGGAUGAGUGCUUGAUUCUUGCAAGUGAUGGCUUGUGGGAUGUUAUAUCAAGUGAUAUAGCGUGUGCAGUGGGUAGGGAGUGUCUUCGACAUAGAGAUCCAGCUGGGGACCUUAGUUCCAGGCCUUCUUCUGUAGAAGGUGAUAGCAGAGGAGCAAUGUUUUCUUCACGAAGGGCAUGCUCAGCAGCAGCGCUGCUCACCCGGCUUGCUCUGGGCCGGAAUAGCUGUGAUAAUAUUAGUGUAAUUGUGGUGGACUUAAAAAGAAACCACACUGCUGUGUAGUUUCUAGAGCUAGAAUGUAAC